Molecule: messenger RNA, 750 nt
Organism: Oryza brachyantha (malo sina)
Lineage: Eukaryota; Viridiplantae; Streptophyta; Magnoliopsida; Poales; Poaceae
Product: dehydration-responsive element-binding protein 1F-like
Exons: 1
Coding region: 1-660 (219 amino acids)
Biological process (GO): regulation of DNA-templated transcription
Molecular function (GO): DNA binding; DNA-binding transcription factor activity
Source: RefSeq, a predicted model, not a curated record
AUGGACGCCGAGGACACGUCGUCGGCAUCCUCCUCGUCGCUCUCGCCGCCGUCGUCGCCGGGCGUGGGCGGCCGCCACGCGCUGCCGCCGAAGCGGCGGGCGGGGCGGAAGAAGUUCCGGGAGACGCGGCACCCGGUGUACCGCGGCGUGCGGGCGCGCGCGGGGGGAAGCCGCUGGGUGUGCGAGGUGCGGGAGCCGCAGGCGCAGGCGCGCAUCUGGCUCGGCACCUACCCGACGCCCGAGAUGGCCGCCCGCGCCCACGACGUCGCCGCCAUCGCCCUCCGCGGCGCGGGCGCCGCCGAGCUCAACUUCCCGGACUCCCCCUCCGCGUUGCCCCGCGCGCGCACCGCCUCGCCCGAGGACAUCCGCGUCGCCGCCGCGCAGGCCGCCGAGCUCUACCGCCCGCCGACGACGGCGUCUGCGUACGCGCCACCCCCGGCGGCGCUGGCAUUACCGGAUCCACAGGAAGCUGGCGCCGCCACCUCGGGGCGUCCGGCUGCUGUGUUCGUCGACGAGGACGCCAUCUUCGACAUGCCGGGGCUGAUGGACGACAUGGCGAGGGGGAUGCUGCUGACGCCGCCGGCGAUGGGGAGAGGACUAGACUGGGCCGCCGUCGACGACGACCAUUACCACAUGGAAUACAAGCUAUGGACGGACUGACAUACACUAAUAUGUUAAUAUGUGUAUGUCGUUCGAUUAUACUAAUAUCAAGUUCAAUAGUAUAGCCAAAUACUAGCUCCAAUUUAUUUA